Phytomonas sp. EM1 is the source of this 1211-nucleotide messenger RNA. Lineage: Eukaryota; Euglenozoa; Kinetoplastea; Trypanosomatida; Trypanosomatidae. The record is from the annotation of a GenBank genome assembly.
GAAUCAUCGCUUAGAAUUACUUUGUAGUAUUUUAUCUUAGUAUUUUUCCCAUUUGAAAUCUCAAAGUAUGGGAAAAAAUGCAUUAUCUUUUCAAAUAGCUUGUCUAUGUGCUUUCUGAUUUCUUUACUUUUCAAUUUGUAUUGAAAAUACUUAAAUAUAUAUAUAUCUAUAUUUCACUGUUCACCCACCCCUGUUCCAUAGACCCCUUCAUUUCUUGAAGACUUGUGACACAUGGAGAAAAAAGACUUAAAGAUGUAUCGUGAUGCAUUAUGUGGUUCAAUAGCACAUUUUUUUUCCAAGAAUGUGUCGUUCUUAUUGAGUCUCCAUUUUAACAGAUGCUCUAUCUACCUUUUUCAUAGAUCCGAUUGUUGUUAUAUUUUUAAAAUGCUUAUAAACAUACACAAUUAGCUUUAUCAUAGAUUCAAAAUUAUUGGGGUUCACUUACAAAUUGUAUACAAAAGAUGUGGAACCAACCUAGGAUGCUUAAUAAAAUCAAAUCUGGCAAUGUAUUCAAUAAUCUGAUUUGUAUGUUUCGAUAGCAAUGUUGCUUUCUAAAUGAAUAAGCAUAUCUAAAAAGAAGAAGUGUAGAAAUUAUUUAAAAUAUCCAGUGUUUCAUCGAAGUAAAUAGUUGUAGAGAGAAAAUUAGUUAUAGUAGCUUUUACGGAAAGUUUUAUUGGUUCCGAAUGAAUUUAUUCAUUUUUUUUAAGGCUCGUAGUUAUUUUGCCUCUUAUCUCUAUUUAAGUUUACUUGCUACUUGGUUGUUUCUUUUUUUGUACUACAAAUAUCUGCUUCUUUAUCUUGAUACCCUUUCUCACUAACCGUGUGCAUAUUUCGGGAUUUUUUCUCUUCACUUACUCUGCUCGAAGCUCAAAGUUUCACCAAGCAAUAAAUUAAAUAGAGAAUGCCUAAGAAGAAAGGAAAGCGGAUUUCUAUACAUAUCAUAUAUUGGGGAGCUUUUUCUUUUGAAUAUGAAUGGUAUUCUAUCCACUCAUCUGUUUAUGUAACAAAAUUUGAUUAUGUAUUUCCCAAAGACAAUUCUAGAGCUAUACAUAUUCUGUUUUUGGAUUGAUUGUAAUUAUAUACAUUUUUAUACUUACUCUUUCGAGGUUAAUCACUGUCAUAGCUGCUGCAUUCGCAUCACGACUUUGAUAUCGUCAGUAGCAUGGAAAAUAUUAUUCUCACUUAAUGGAUCUUGCCAUUUUCUACUGUAG